AUCGAACCCGCAACCUCAUGGUUCCUAGUCAGAUACGUUAACCACUGCGCCACAAUGGGAACGCCAAUGCAGCCUUUUUCUGACACCUGCUGCAAUGUGGAUGAACCUUGGGGACGCUCUGCCCAGGGAAAUGAGCCAGUCUCAAAGGACCAACGCUGUGAUUCCACUUACGUGAGGUCCUGAGAGCCCUCAGGUUCACAGACAGUAGGAAGAAUGGGUGCCAGGGUCUGGGGGGUUCGUGAUGAACGGGGACAGGGUUUGUUUUAUGAGUUUUGGAGAUGAUGGCGGUGAAUGUACUUAGCACCACUGAACCGGACGCUUGGUAAUGGUUAACGUGGCCGAGUUUAUGUUACCUAUAUUUUACCACAAUAAAAACAAUGGGAGGGAAAAAAAAAUCCUACGUAUGAACUUUCGGGGCAACCCACGCACAAGGCUCUAUCCUAGGCUUGGCCGAGGCCUUUGCUCCUCUCACUGGACUUCAACCUUCGCUCCAGAGCGGCCACCGCGGCAGCCUGCCAUCCCUGCCCGGCCCCUGGGCAGGACGCAGGCAGGAUGGAUGCCAUCUGAGCCUCCCGCAGGGGCCAGGCUCCUGCAGGUAACGGGAGCCAUGUCCUGGCAGCUCAGACCAUGAACUGAUACUCUAGGCCCCAGGGAGGAGGCCAAGCAACGGGGUUUUCCUGGAGAUGACAGCCCCUGGACAAGGUCGUGCCCGGUGGGGACAGCAUGGGUGGUAAGUCCCACACCAGGGGACAGCCCACUGGGUUCCUUUUCCUUUCACUUUCAGUCCUUUUUUUUUUUUUUUUUUUUUUUGCUGAGCUCAUAGCCUGGGGACGUCCCUGGGCCAGGGAUUGAACCCAAGCCACAGCAGUGCUAAUGCCGUGUCCUUAACCACAAAGCCACCAGGCAGGUCCUGUUCACGUCUUCACUUUACUGGCACUUAGCCAGCAUGGAUUCUUCUCCUGUGUGCCAAGAAGUGCAAAGCCGAUGACCAGCAGCCCCAGCCAAGUUCCUUUGCUCCUCUAGCAUCUAGAAGGUUGCCUCCAGUGUGGGUGGAGGUCUCAGGUUUUGGGGUUCGUCACAUGGAGCCCCUGCCUAGGCUUGGGGACCCUUACCCUCACCAAGGACGCUCCUGGUCCUGCCUGCUCCGCAAGAAGUGUCCCAUCUUUGGAAAUCUCUCCGGAAGCUUCCCAGGGCUGGUCUUCCUCCGCUUGAAGCCGGACUCCCGCCCCCUCUGCUACGUUCAGGAGGCGGACGCCGAAACAGCCUGGCUGCGUUCGAGUCUCAGAUUCAUGGGACUCUCGCGGGUGAAAAUAGUUGCAGAAGCGGGAAGUCAGGACAAGCGUGCUGUUGAUCCGGAAGAAGUGAAGUCACAAGGCUCUCCUUGUUACCUCGCCAGCGGGGGCAGGGGCUCUCUGUCCGGGAGGGAGCCGGUAACAAAGCCGCCCUUCUCUGCAUCUGAUGACAAGCCUCACCAUUGCCUAACCUGCCGGGCGAGAAAACCCAGCGUGUGUCCACCGCGCCCUCCCCGCACCCAGCUCCCAGCCCAUCGUUCCUUCCUGCCAGCUACACCCACGCGGGCCCGGCCCCCUCUUACCGCAGCUGUCCCCCGGCUCCAGCCGCCUCACUCUGCAAACAUGCCCCGUGUUAGCGGAUUUGUGGGCGAGGAUGGGAGUCAGAGGAGCUAAAUCCCACUGCAGGAUGUUCAAAUACCUUCAGGGUUGCAGAUGCAUCUGGAGCGGUGACGUCAACCCCGGCCUCCGCCGGGACUGCUGCGGGGCUGGCAUUCCAGGCGUGUUGGGAGACAGACUUGUCCUGGCUGCCGCCGUCAGCUGGUGGGCCCCUCCCCUGUCCUGGACAGGGGAUUUCUGGUCCUCAGGGGACCCGGGGCUCUGGGAUCAGGCCUCAGCCCAGCAGGGUUGGAAGACAGUGGAUGAGUUUGCAACUGCAGCGUCCCCAGCGACACUUCUUCCCCUUUGGUCCUUAGCAUUAACCCCCAAGUUCUGGGUUCUUGGCCAUUGAGAAUGAAGACUGCAUCCCGGCUCAGCUCAGGUCAGGAGCACAAGGAAGGUGGGGGCACUGUGGCAGAUUUCCAGCCCUUUCCUAGAUGCCCCGAGGCUCGGGGCGCAGGGCCCAGACCCCUCCCUAGGCCCACCCCGGGCUAUGUCCCGCCUGCCCACCCCCCGCCCCUGGGGCUGUGGCUCGCAGCUGACUCAGCCUGGUUAAACCAGUAGGAAGGACCCAGGAAUCCCAAGACUAAUUAGGAUCAAGUGUAGAAAUGCAGGGUGACGAGAACCCAGUAAGUCAGCCAGUCACCAGGGACAAGUACCAGAAAAAUGACUAAAACGCCCUCCUGCCAACCCAGGAGAUGAACUUGACAAAUGAACCAGCCUUAAGACAGAAAGAGCCCCACAUCGCAAGGGACCUGCGAGACUGAGCCUCCCGUCCGGGGCCACGGGGACACAGCCAUCCCUCGGGUGGGCUUUGUGGUGUGGAAUCCGGAGGCGGCUGGCGGCAGCCUGUCGCCUCCAGGAAUCCAAGGGCCAGGCACUCCUUUCCAGUGGCCCAGUUUCCCAGAGGCGCUCCAGGCCCUAGAGGCAUCACCCCGCGGCUGGGAGACAGCGGGGGCGGGAAGGUCAGGAGGGCAGCCGCGAGUUUGGAUCUGGAGGUGGAGUCGGGAGCAGCAACGGCCAGAGCCUCUCGGGCCUGGACAGACUCAGCUGUCACCUGACCUGAGCCCAGCUCCCCAUUUAGAGCCUUCAAGGGGGAGCCACCAGAGUGGGGGCCCUCCCAGCCCUAAGGAGGGGUGCCCAGAGAGCAGGAGGGUCUAGACCAGGAGAGGGGACGGGUGGCCUGGCUCAGAGACCAGUUAACUCACGAUAUGGGCUGAGGACACCCAAAUAAGGUCCCCUCUGAGGCUCUGGGUGGACGUGAAUAGAGGGGACACGGCUCAACCCAGGGUGGCCCCUUCUACUGUCCACCUCCAACUCGGUCUAUAAGGACAGAGCGCUGGGCCAGGACCCGCUGAGCCACUUUGAGCCUCAGGUCCCACACCUGCUCAACAAGACAGGAACAGGGCAUGUUCAUGGGCCCUUCUGGGAAACGCUUGGGACCAAGUGGCUUCGGAAGUAGAAUUCUCCUGCCCUUGGAAAAGGAACUCAGGGCCCUUCCAAAGAGUCCCUCGCAUCCGCGGACAAAAGAAUGUUAACCCACUGUUAAGCCAUCAGCCUCUGAGACUCCCAGACAGUGCGCCCCGGGGGAACUCAGGAGGCAGAGAAACAGGACGGGGCCGGAGAGCUAGGACGCCCAUCAAGGGAGGACUGCGGGGACCCUUGCCUCUCCCCUUACACAGAAGCACUGAAUUCAUUCACUUCAGUUGUCUGUUUUUUGCGAUGAGCAGUAAUCUUUUUUUUCUUCUGUCUUUUGUCUUUUUAAGGCUGCACCUGCGGCAUAUGGAGGCUCCCAAGAUAGGGGUUGAAUCCCAGGCUAGGGG
Sus scrofa (pig) is the source of this 3490-nucleotide messenger RNA. The record is from RefSeq and is a predicted model, not a curated record. Lineage: Eukaryota; Metazoa; Chordata; Mammalia; Artiodactyla; Suidae.